Molecule: messenger RNA, 1077 nt
Organism: Acaulospora morrowiae
Lineage: Eukaryota; Fungi; Glomeromycota; Glomeromycetes; Diversisporales; Acaulosporaceae
Source: the annotation of a GenBank genome assembly
AUGUCUUGGUAUUCAAGUACUGGCGAUGAAAUAAAUAUUCAAGAACAAAGGACAAACGCUACAUAUAUUAACGGAAGUCGACAAUAUCCUAAAAUUGCUUCUUCAAAGAAAACAGUAUUUCAUUCUCAUCCCAAGUUUUCUUCUCACAAUACUCAAAAACCCAAGUUCAAUAACUCAUACCACAAAAAACAUUUAAACAAUAAAUCAAAUUCUAGUUUUGAUAAUAAACCUUCUUUAAAUCAUAAUCUUAAACCCCAUUCGAAUUUUAAAACUAAUUCCAGUCUUUGGAUAAAAAUUGAUUUAUCUACUAUCACCUUCUACCCCAAUGAAAAAAAAAUAUUAUCAUCCAUGUGUGACCAGAUGGAAUUAUUACUGAAAUAUUCUCGUGGGGUGCUGGCCAUAAGUUUUAAUAAAAAGAAAUACAUUGAGGAAAUUCAGAUUCAAUGGUCUGAUAUUAAAUCCUUCCGAAUUGUUAAUGGGCAUGAUAUUGAAAUGGUGUUUUGCGAAGGUUUUCAAGCCAAGUUUUACAACAUUUCCAAAAACUUUCGUAACCAUUCCAAAAGUAAUGGAAAAAAUCUGUGCGAGGAGAUUAUAAAGGAUCCCACAGGCGGAUUUAUGAAUGGAACGACUUCAAUAUUGUUGAGUCCCUGUUCAAUGGUUCAUCCUGCCACCAUUAUGAUGAUUGAUGCUGCCAUUCAAAAAUUUUGUUUUAGUCAUGACACUGGUUAUAAUAUGGAAGAAAAAGAAGUUAACACCAAAUUGGCUAAUAUUACAAAGGCGAAAGGAGAGGUUAUCUUUUCUAAUGUUCCAUCUAAAAUUUCUGAACAGGACAACAAUAUCAUGUAUGUCACGAUAGUAUUCCUCACUCACAACCGCAUAAUGUUAUCCCCAAUGAACAUUUCAGUGAGUGCUAUGCUCCAAAACAUUGAAAAUCGAUUCGCAAUUAAGAUCGAUAGUUUUAGAUAUAGGAAUUUCAAUAAUGAUUUGAUCACCGUGAUGAAUGAUGAUGAUUGGAGGGUUGCAGUGUGGAAUGCUAAGAGACUCGGCAAUAGAAUAACUAUUCAUUUGGGUGAUUAA